Molecule: messenger RNA, 1706 nt
Organism: Coniophora puteana RWD-64-598 SS2
Lineage: Eukaryota; Fungi; Basidiomycota; Agaricomycetes; Boletales; Coniophoraceae
Exons: 4
Coding region: 112-1650 (512 amino acids)
Source: RefSeq, a predicted model, not a curated record
CGAACUUUGGUCGCGUUCCUCCACAAUCUGUUCAACUCGUCCGCACGGACGACAGCACGGACGUGAAGUUGUUAGCGUUCUGCCUAUCUCACUUUCUUCAGGUCUUUUGCAAUGUCUACGCUGGCUCUUCUAUCCGAAAUCCUUAGACAACCGAUGGGCCCUUUCCGUGAUCGCUGGUUUCUCACUGCGGAUUGCUUCAGUCAUCAAAAGUCUAAAAUGCUCACUCUCCAAGACUUUAUGCUAGCCCACAACGACGAGAUUACAGGCCUUGACUUCUCGGAGGAUCCUGAACGAGAUGAAGGCCAGAUCCUCUUUCGAGGGGUGCUAUGUAUCGAGUCACUUUCCUGGCUGACUGCACCUGGUAUAACUCGGGUGCAGGCAGAGCUUGAAUACCGCUUGCAGCAACGUGUCGUGCGUGAAGGAGAACGUCAUUAUAGGAAUUUACAACUCAUAGAUCUGUUCGACGAAACGACUGGGUUUUUGGGCACUGGUCCUACCAGGAUGACCGGUAACCGCCGCGCUGCUCAAGAGGCAGGCCUAAAGCUCAAGGUACGGAUCCAAGGCGUAAAGGGCAUGCCAGCGGUCUAUAUGAUUUCUGACGAUGCUCCGAGAAGACUGCUCUGGAAUUCAGAAGAUAGGCUUCGCAGAUAUGUCGUUUCCUCCAUGGAAAAGUUCACAUUAAAACAGUCUGGCAACUAUCUCCUGCGUUACCGACUACUUGCCGGGAUGGCUCAGAUUGUCAAAACCAGCCCGAAGAUGCCCCCUUCAAAGCGAACGCUCGGGUGGUUCGUAGAUCAAUACAUCCAGCAACUUGCUUUCACGUAUGUCGAGCAGGGUAGACGACUCAUCUUCGACCCUGAUACUCCUGGCAUCCUCGAUGAAUCGGGUGCAACUGUAACGCCUCGGCAUCGUCGUCGCACUGAUCCUAGUCUUAUACGGGUGUUAUUCGCAACGCAUGGAGACUGGCUUUUGGCUGAGGACGUUGUCAAGAGGAAGAGUUUCUUCGACCCUAAGGUCUGGGAGAAGGAUCUGAACAAGCUGAAGGAGUCGCUCCGAAGGUCGAAUAUCACCUGGGGAUGGGCAUUUGGAACACCACCUGAACACGAGGGAAGGGCCGAUGCGAUGACGACUAUCAGGGCUGUUGUAGGCAAAAGCAAACAGCAGGUGGAGCGUGUGCUUGCGAAUGCGCGGCAGAGGCCACAGAGACCAGCGUCUCCGACUCGGUACGACUCCUCGCCGGCGUCUUCUGACGAUGAGGUGGAUAACAAGUAUGACUCUGAUUUCUCUGGUGAUACAUCUUCGGAAGAGACAGACUCGGAAGAUGGGCCCGAUGAACCGUUUGCUCUCACGCCGGAACAAAGGGCAAAGAUCCCGAAGGCACUACUGCAACGGCCCGAGCCUCCUGGUGGUGAUGGGCUUUGGCGGUGUCCUGUGCCAGAUUGCGAGUUUGAGCUUAACAUGCUCAACCUUACUAGGGAGAAUGUUAGGAACCUCGAUCAAGAAGUUAUCCACUACCUCAUGGCUCCCACUCGUAAGUGGGGUAGUAUCCGCGGAGAUCCAAUUGUCUUGGAGGGUUUCGAGUGCAUGGUCGAUGAGCACUAUGACGAUCAUCUUCACCGACUAGGCAUACAUCUACGUCGUGUUCGCUAACUACGACUUACCAUAGUCAGAGAGAUAUAGAGUGAGUUGAUUGUAGAUUAGCAUCA